This is a messenger RNA of Notolabrus celidotus (New Zealand spotty), 4910 nucleotides long. RefSeq names its product calcium release activated channel regulator 2Aa (gene cracr2aa). The coding region runs from base 352 to 2496 and encodes 714 amino acids. The transcript has 18 exons. Gene Ontology annotation, molecular function: calcium ion binding; GTPase activity; GTP binding. The record is from RefSeq and is a predicted model, not a curated record. Lineage: Eukaryota; Metazoa; Chordata; Actinopteri; Labriformes; Labridae.
CCUACGAUGACUUCGAUGACGUCACUCCCGUCAGUGCUCAGUCACAUUCCUGCACACCUCGCGCCGUCUGUCCUGUACACAGACAGAGUUACGCCACACGGAUUAAACUGAUGCAGAAGAGCAGAAUGAACUCCUCCAACCUGGAUCUGACUUUUCAUCCACCGGUUUCAUCGACUUAUUAAAGAGGUGGUUGCUAAGAGAUGACAAUCGGCAACAUGUGUGAGAGCCUCUGUUGUAGAGCAGCCUGAAGCUUCACUUCUCCAGGAUCUGUUUCCUCCACACCUCCGUGAGCACCUGGCUCAUGUAAACGACGCAGGAAAACGUUCUCAAAUCAACAAACUCACAGACACCAUGGCAGCUUUUACUGCUCCGUGUGCCGUCACUGACACCAUGACCAACACUGUGGACCGGACAGCGUGGCACAGGCAAGGGAAUGGAGAUGAGGAGGGUAAAUGUGAGGACGAAGACGUGGGACAGAGAAGAGUUCUGGAGUUCUUCCAGAUGUGUGACAUCGAGAACAAGGGCUUCAUCAGCCGGCGUGACAUGCAGAGGCUGAACGGAGGGCUCCCUCUCAGUGCGGAGGAGUUGGAGAACGUGUUUGAUACCCUCGAUUCUGACGGCAAUGGAUUCCUCACCCUGGAUGAGUUCUCCUCCGGCUUCAGUGAGUUUUUAUUCGGCCAGAAGAUCACUGUAGUGGACAACAUGGGGGAGGAGAACACUGGUAAAAGUCCUGAGGUCCUGUACCAGAGCCAGUGGGAGGAGAGGUUGAUGAGAGGAGAAGACGAUGAAGAGGAGAAACACUUCAGCAUGCUUAUGGAGAGCCUCGGAGCCAACAGUGUCUUUGAGGAUCCUGCUGAGGUGCGUAGUUUAUGGGCCCAGCUGCGGCGGGAUGAACCUCACCUUCUGUCCAACUUUGAAGACUUCCUCGCCAGAGUAACAUCCCAGAUCAUAGAGGCCAACCAGGAGAAGAGAGAGAUGGAGAGCGCUCUGAAAAGGAAAGCAGCAACACACGAUGAUGAGAUCCAGCGGCUUUACGAGGAAAUGGAACAUCAAAUCAAAACUGAAAAAGACAGGAUUGUUCUGCAGGACUAUGAGCGGUAUCUGUCUCGCAGUCAGGAUCUGGAGCUGCAGCUGUCCAGCAAAGAGAAGGAGCUGGAGCAUAUCUUUCAGAAACAGAGGAGGUUGGAGCUUCAGUGUCAGGACCUUCACAGCGAACAACAUGAGACAAAGGUGGAGAAUGUGAAGCUAAAGCAGACAAAUGAUGAGUUAGCUCGAGAGCUGGAGAGCACCAGCCAGGAGCUGAUGUUAGCUCAGGACCAGCUGAGUAUGCUGCAGGAGCAGUCCACGCGGCUCCACGAGGACAAGGAGAUGGAAAUCUACAGACUGACCGAGGGACUUCAGCGAGAGCGAGCAAGCCUCCUCAAACAGCUGGACCUUUUGAGGGAAAUGAACAAACAUUUACGGGAUGAAAAAGACAUUUGUUAUCAGACACCGAAGAACUCUAAUCAGGCUCUGGGUUUGAAGCAGAGGUCUUCAAUCGGUGCUAUGAAACACACAGAUGUCUUUAAGAGUGAGGAUGAAGAGGAGCAGACCAUGAACUCUCUCAGGCUCAACCUGGCCAACGGCUCGUGUCGGUCGAGAGGACACCUCCAGAGGAUCAUCUCCAUCGAGGAGGACCACCUCCCACACCUACUCCAGACUGACUGUCAGGCCCAUAGCCCGCUUCAGGAGUGCAGUGAGGGAGAGGGAGCCUCAGAGGAAGAGGAGAACAUAGACUUGGUGAUGAGCGAUAUUUACCCGCCUGCCUCCAACGCCCAGCAGCAGAAGAGAAAGGGAGAGGAAAGGAAAACGCCGACGUCUCCGAGGGGUCAGCCUGUUGGCAAAGAGACCAGCAUAAAUGGGGAAGGAGGUCCCUCGCCGCCCGACUGCCUCUUCAAGAUCGUCCUGGUGGGGAACUCAAGCGUAGGAAAGACGUCCCUCCUUCGACGAUUUUGUGAUGACUGCUUCCACCCGGGCACUUCUGCCACUGUUGGUAUAGAUUACAGUGUAAAGACAAUAACUGUGGACAGCAGCCAGGUGGCGCUGCAGAUGUGGGAUACAGCAGGACAGGAGAGGUAUCGGAGCAUCACCAAACAGUUCUUCCGUAAAGCUGAUGGCGUGGUGGUGAUGUAUGACAUCACAGCCGAGGAUAGCUUCACGGCUGUCAGACAGUGGCUGACAAGUGUUAAGGAGAGUGCGGGCGAGGACAUCCCCAUCAUGCUCCUGGCAAACAAAACGGACAAGGAGACGGAGAGACAAGUUCAGAGAGGAGUCGGUGAAAGACUCUCCAAGGACUGCCAGAUGAGCUUCUACGAGUGCAGCGCCUUCUCCGGACAAAAUGUGGUGGAGUCCAUGGUUAAUUUAGCCAGGAUCCUGAAAGAGCAAGAGGACAGAGAGAAGGAGAAAACGGUGCAGCUGGACGGCAGCCCCGUAGAAAAGAAGAAAUCCUGCUGCUAACACACACACACACACACCACACAGAGAGAGAGAGAGAGAGAGAGAGAGAGAGAGAGAGAGGAGAGAGAGAGAGAGAGAGAGAGAGAGAGAGAGAGAGAGAGAGAGAGAGUGAAGCACUACCCUUUACAGAGAUACACACUGUGACAGUGGGAGCACAGGUGCCACAGAGGACACUUUAUUGUGACUGCUUUUCACACUGUCUUCCACCAUGUAGCACUGUGGGAACACCAACACCAGGAUCAAUACUGAGUGUUUGUUUUUGUCGUAUGUCACGGAUGUUUUUGCACUUUUGUAAACAGUUUACUACCCAGAUUAUGUACCGCUCGAGGAACAUUGUAAUUUUGUGUGUAUGAAGGAAAAUAGUGAUAAUAUACAGCUGAUCAAAUCAAAGUCAAACUGAGUGUGUUUUGAAACAAACUUUGAAUUCUCAUUUUAAAACAUCUGACUGAAGCUCAAAGGUUUUAAUUUAGCCUCCACAGACCCUUCACCCGUCAUAUGUGGGCUUUUAUUCCUUUUAUCUUUAUGCUGUUUGGAGAGUUUUUUACCUUUGUUUUCUCUUUUUAAAAAGUGCACGACGAACACUAACACAUGAGCAGGUAAAUAUAAUUAAUGUUGAACAACCUUGUAGUUAUCACUAGUUAGCUUAGCUUUCAUGUUCAGUCUUUGGUCAGAUAGGCAAUGAUUUAACUGUCGGAGCUGAGAUCAGGUGUAGUUCUUUGUUGUAUUUCAGGACAUCACUUUGGUGUGUUUGGGUGAAAACAACUUUUUCUUGUUUUUUUCACUGAAACGUGUGCAGUGAAAUCUCAAACUAAAGCUUCAAAUCUUGUAUUUCCUGCAGAGCUGUGUUAUUUAAAAGUUGUUUUUGUUUUGCAGGUGUUUAGAUGAAUUGUUGUUUGUAAGUUAUUAUUGAUUUGUAACACUGUAAAAGUUCUCCAUGAUGUGUUUUCUAUUGAGUGAACUGAAAAUAUACUCUCUUAUUUUUCCCUUGACAGAAGGAAUAAAAUUUAGUGCAAGGAUGUUAAUUUUAGAAUGCCAAGUUUGGUGCCAAGUAUUUUUGUAAAAAUAAAUGUGAUUUAAAUACAAAUGCUGUUAGGUAAGUUAUCAAUCAAUCAAUCAAUCAGACUUUAUUUAUAAAGCGCUUUUCAUACAAGUUAUGUCAUUUGUAAGCACAGGUAAGAAACACUGUGAAAGGUUUAGGUUAAAAGAAGGGACAUAUUGUGCUUUAGUGUACAGGUGCAGCUCAAAAAAUUAGAAUAUCAUGAAAAAGUUCAAAAAUUUUUGUCACUUAAGUCAGAAAGUGAAACACAUAUUAUAUUGAUUCAUUACACAUAAAGUGACAUAUUUCAAGCCUUAAUUCUUGUAAUUUUGAAGAUUAUGGCUUACAGAUAAUGUAAACCCAAAAUCAUUGUCUCAGAAAAUUUGAAUAUUACAUAAGAUCAAUAAAAAAAGGACAUAUUAAACAGAAAUGUCAGGCUUCUGAAAAGUAUUUUCAUUUCAUUUCACAAGUAUUUGGGUUUCAUGUACUUAAUAAUGAUGUCCUGAAGCUACUGAUUUCCUAGUUAUUGAAACAGAAGUUUAAACGCAAACUAACCAACUGGUAUGAAGAUAAAAAAACACACUGAACACAAUCCACAGUGUCUGAUCUGAGUCUGCUGGUUCACGAUGUCUUAUUGGUUUGCAGAGUUUGGCUAACACUAGCAGAGCUAGCACCACCACCCUUCAGUCCUCCUUCCAGGUUAGCAUCCAAAUGCCUUUGCUUUGUUAAGUCAACUAAAACGAACAUCCUUUGUACCAAUACAACAUAAACCAAAUUAAGGCAAACUAAGUCUGUUUAAACUCUAGUCUUCAACACUGACAAGCCUAAAGAGACUGAAUACUUAUGCACGAUAUCCAUGUCUUGGUUCAGUACAUUGACAUAUAUUUUGCCAUCUACUUGGGUGUGUUGGAUAUGCACGUAUAACUUUAAUAUUUUUUACAAAACUAUUGAGCAAAGAGACAAAGUACCUGUUUCAGAAAGGACAAGGAUCAGAUUAUUGGUCCUGUAGAGCCGCUCUGACUUCAUUCAUUAAAGAUACAGAGACAACAAAGAGAAGCUUUUUUAUUGAUCCCGGAAGGGAAGCAUUAUGAAAUUUGAAUCUUAGUCUUUCUUAUACUUAGGAGUGCCUCAACAACAGAUUAUUCAUUUCUUAUUUAUUGACAAGAUUAUAAAUGUUUUUAUCACUAUCUGUCACGAGUAGCAGGAAAUUAUUGGUGUUUGCUAAAGAAUGACUUCACUGUUAAAAAGAUCAGAUUUUAAACUUUGAUAUACUGCCACUAAUAUUGCUUUGCUACCACCAGUGGUAAUGUUAUGUAAAUAAACAUGCUGAUAUCAUGAAAUACAAUUAAAGACACGUUUGUGUAUCAUCACCUGUAAA